Candidozyma auris is the source of this 1359-nucleotide messenger RNA. It is a transcript of the gene PGA4, whose product is annotated as 1,3-beta-glucanosyltransferase. Gene Ontology annotation, biological process: fungal-type cell wall (1->3)-beta-D-glucan biosynthetic process. Gene Ontology annotation, molecular function: 1,3-beta-glucanosyltransferase activity. NCBI's taxonomy places the organism in Eukaryota, Fungi, Ascomycota, Pichiomycetes, Serinales, Metschnikowiaceae. The transcript has a single exon. Bases 1 to 1359 code for a protein of 452 amino acids. Gene Ontology annotation, cellular component: cytoplasm; fungal-type cell wall. The record is from RefSeq and is a predicted model, not a curated record.
AUGCUUUGGUCCUUUUUUCUUCUUCCGCUUCUCGUCCUUGCAGCUGACAUCGAGCCUAUCGUGGUGAAGGGUAACGCCUUUUUCAAGAAGGAUUCUGAUGAAAGAUUCUACAUGAAAGGUGUUGCUUAUCAGCCAGGUGGAACUUCCAACCUUUAUGACCCGCUUUCUGACCCUGAUGUCUGUAAGAGAGACAUCAAGUACUUCAAGGAGCUUGGAAUCAACACUAUCAGAGUGUAUUCGAUCGAUAACACUGGGGAUCACGAGGAAUGUAUGAAGGCGCUUGCCGACGCUGGGAUUUAUUUGCUCUUGGACACCAACAUCCCUAAAGCGUCUAUUGCUAGAGACGAUGGUGCUAACUGCUCCUACAACACCAUGUACUUGGAAGAGGUUUUUGCUACUGUCAAGUUGAUGUCACAGUACGACAACACUUUGGGCUUUUUCGCUGCUAAUGAGGUUAUCAACGAUGAUGAAUCCACUGCUGCAGCACGCCAAGUGAAGGCAGUUGUUCGUGAUAUCAAAACGUUCCAGAGAGCCAACGGCCUUCGUGAGAUCCCAGUUGGCUACUCUGCGGCUGACGUGGCUGAAAACAGACUUCAGUCUGCGCAAUACUUCAACUGUGGUGAUGACGAAAUGGCUCGUGUUGAUAUGUUUGGGUACAACGACUACUCUUGGUGUGGUGACUCUUCGUUUACUAUUUCGGGCUACGACCAAAAGGUCAAGGAAUACAGUAACUACUCCGUGCCUUUGUUUCUUUCAGAGUUUGGUUGCAACAAGGUAACGCCUCGGAAGUUUACCGAGAUAGGGACAAUAUUUUCCGACAAGAUGUCGCCUGUGUUCUCGGGUGGUCUUGUUUACGAAUACUCACAGGAGAAAAACAACUACGGUUUGGUGAAAAUCGGCAGUGACAAUCUGUCUGUAACAGAGUUGGAAGACUUCGACUACCUUAAAGCCGAAUUCUCAUCUGUGUCAAUGCCAUCCGGUGAUGGUGGAUACCACACAGAUUUGCCACAUGCUGAGUGUCCUCCUGUCGACAGUAAAUGGGAAGCUAGCGAUGAUAUUCCUGACACCCCAAAAGGUGCCUUGAAGUAUUUCCACGGUGCCGAGCCAACCGGUCACGGUUUCGAUGCUAACACCCAAUGGGCUUGUGUCGACGGGAACAACGACGUAGAUGACUCCAGCGAUUAUAGCGGCGCCUCUGGAUCUUAUACUCCAAGCUCUCGCGCCUCCUCGUCAUCUACCAAGGGGUCUAGUUCUUCCCAGUCAAGCUCCACUUCCAGCAAACGUAACGACGCGAAUCAGAUGAGCACACUUUCAGGAUUUGCCUCUUUGGGUGCUUUCAUUUUCGCUAUUAUUGUGUAA